Molecule: messenger RNA, 1980 nt
Organism: Mizuhopecten yessoensis (Yesso scallop)
Lineage: Eukaryota; Metazoa; Mollusca; Bivalvia; Pectinida; Pectinidae
Product: citron Rho-interacting kinase-like
Exons: 3
Coding region: 1-1980 (659 amino acids)
Source: RefSeq, a predicted model, not a curated record
AUGGCGUCUGAAAGAAGCAACAGUGUCUUACAGCCACAUACGACGGCGUCUGACAGAAGUUACAGAAGCGUGCAUCCGCCUACGACGGCGUCUGACAGAAGUGAAAGAGGCGUACAGUCGCCUACGACGGCGUCUGACAGAAGCAACAGUGUCUUACAGCCACCUACGACGGCGUCUGACAGAGCGUCUGAAAGAAGCAACAGUGUCUUACAGCCACCUACGACGGCGUCUGACAGCAGUAAUAGAGGCUUGCAGCCGCCUAAGACGGCGUCUGAAGGAAGUUACAGAGGCGUGCAUCCGCCUACGACGGCGUCUGAAGGAAGUUACAGAAGCAUACAGCCACCUACGACGGCGUCUGACAGAAGUGACAGAGGCGUACAGUCGCCUACGACGGCGUCUGAAAGAAGCAACAGCGUCUUACAGCCACCUACAACGGCGUCUGAAAGAAGCAACAGUGUCUUACAGCCACAUACGACGGCGUCUGACAGAAGUAAUAGAGGCGUGCAGCCGCCUACGACGGCUUCGGACAGAAGUUACAGAGGCGUGCAUCCGCCUACGACGGCAUCUGACAGAAGUGACAGAGGCGUACAGUCGCCUACGACGGCGUCUGAGAAAAGCAACAGUGUCUACAACCACCUACAACGGCGUCUGACAGCAGUAAUAGAGGCGUGCUGCCGCCUACGACGGGGUCUGACAGAAGUUACAGAAGCGUGCAUCCGCCUACGACGGCGUCUGACAGCAGGAAUAGAGGCGUGCUGCCGCCUACGACGGCGUCUUACAGAAGAUACAGAAGCGUACAGCCACCAGCGACGGCGUCUGACAGAAGUUACAGAAGCGUGCAUCCGCCCACGACGGCGUCUGACAGAAGUGACAGAGGCAUACAGUCUCCUACGACGGCGUCUGAAAAAAGCAACAGUGUCUUACAGCCGCCUACGACGGCGUCUGACAGCAGUAAUAGAGGCGUGCAGCCACCUACGACGGCGUCUGACAGAAGUGACAGAGGCGUACAGCCGCCUACGACGGCGUCUGACAGAAGUAAUAGAGGCGUGCAGCCCUCUACGACGGCUUCGAACAGAAGUUACAGAGGCGUGCAUCCGCCUACGAAGGCGGCUGACAGAAGUGACAGAGGCAUACAGCCGCCUACGACGGCGUCUGACAGCAGUAAUAGAGGCGUGCUGCCGCCUAAGACGGCGUCUGACAGAAGUAAUAGAGGCGUGCAGCCCACUACGACGGCUUCGGACAGAAGUUACAGAGGCGUGCCUCCGCCUACGACGGCGUCUGACAGAAGUAAUAGAGGCGUGCAGCCCUCUACGACGGCUUCGAACAGAAGUUACAGAGGCGUGCAUCCGCCUACGACGGCAUCUGACAGAAGUGACAGAGGCGUACUCUGAAAGAAGCAACAGUGUCUUACAGCCGCCUACGACGGCGUCUGAAAAAAGCAACAGUGUCUUACAGCCGCCUACAACGGCGUCUGACAGAAAAGGGACAGAGGCGUACAGUCGCCUACGACGGCGUCUGACAGAAGCAACAGUGUCUUACAGCCACAUACAACAGCGUCUAAAAGAAGCAACAGUGUCUUACAGCCACCUACGACGGCGUCUGACAGCAGUAAUAGAAGCUUGCAGCCGCCUAAGACGGCGUCUGACAGAAGUUACAGAGGCGUGCAUCCGCCUACGACGGCGUCUGAAGGAAGUUACAGAAGCAUACAGCCACCUACGACGGCGUCUGACAGAAGUGACAGAGGCGUACAGCCGCCUACGACGGCGUCUGAAAGAAGCAACAGUGUCUUACAGCCACCUACAACGGCGUCUGACAGCAGUAAUAGAGGCGUGCAGCCGCCUACGACGGCGUCUGACAGAAGUUACAGAGGCGUACAGCCGCCUACGACGGCGUCUGACAGAAGAUACAGAAGCGUACAGCCACCAACGACGGCGUCUGACAGAAGUUACGGAGGCGUCCGUCAACUACGACGGCGUCUGA